ACUGGGGACAACAAUAUGGCGUCGAAAAAAUUGCUUCGUCCAAGGCUUUUUACAGCAUUUUGUACAAAAUAUAGCGGGUUUAAACACUACAAUGGCGUUUCAUCUUACAGUACCGAUGCAAAUAUUGAACCAAUACAGCAAGAAGGCUUAAGACUUAGUGACAACUGCGUAAAGCAAUUGCAUAAGAUGGCUGUAGAAGAGAAAUUUCUUCGAGUAAUUGUUGAAGGAGGAGGCUGCUCCGGGUUUCAAUAUAAAUUUGAGCUGGACAACAACUUGGAGGUCGACGAUAAAAUAUUCGAACGAGACGGAGCUAAAGUGGUUGUGGAUGAAAUGUCUCUGGAUAUUUUAAAAGGUUCAGAAAUUGACUACAGCGAAGAACUCAUACGUUCGUCAUUCCGAGUUGUUAAUAAUCCCAAGGCUGAAAUGGGAUGCUCUUGUGGUGUGUCAUUCUCGAUAAAAAUCGACUAAUAUUUGUACAAAUCACUUCUAAAAUUGUAAAUAUUCGUAAUUUCAUAAUAACUAUGGUAAAAUAUAAUUACCUAGUCUACUAUGAGUUUGGGCACAGGCCACACUCU
This is a messenger RNA of Dendronephthya gigantea, 575 nucleotides long. RefSeq names its product iron-sulfur cluster assembly 2 homolog, mitochondrial-like. Gene Ontology annotation, cellular component: mitochondrion. The record is from RefSeq and is a predicted model, not a curated record. The transcript has 3 exons. Gene Ontology annotation, molecular function: 4 iron, 4 sulfur cluster binding; 2 iron, 2 sulfur cluster binding; iron ion binding. Lineage: Eukaryota; Metazoa; Cnidaria; Anthozoa; Malacalcyonacea; Nephtheidae. Gene Ontology annotation, biological process: iron-sulfur cluster assembly. The coding region runs from base 16 to 468 and encodes 150 amino acids.